Molecule: messenger RNA, 1648 nt
Organism: Phyllotreta striolata
Lineage: Eukaryota; Metazoa; Arthropoda; Insecta; Coleoptera; Chrysomelidae
Source: the annotation of a GenBank genome assembly
CCCCCACCCCCGCCCAGCCGUCACUACACAGACACACACACGUGCGAGAUGCAUUUUUUCCUAAUCUAAUCACCCAUAAAAAUCACAAUAAUUUUCCACGGUCGCCAUUUCGCUCGACCCGGCCCCCACGGAAGAAACUCCACCGCCGCAUUUUUUCGAUUUCUAGUCCUAUUUUCUACUAAAUCAGAUAGUCUGAAGAAUUUUUCGAUAUUGUGAUAAUACAGUUAAGAUGGUACAAAACGACAGUGCAAACCAGGAACACCUCGACGACGUCCCGGCGAUGCCAUCGAACCCUGCCAAAGGCAUCCCAUCGGGUAAAUACCAGCUAGUAGGCUGGGCGAUCGACACCACCGGUCGACGCCUCAUCGACGAGAUCAUCCAAAUAGCCGCCUACACACCGCAAGCCAAGUUUUCGCAGUACAUCAUGCCCUUCGGCGAUUUGAAUCCGGUGUACAGUCGCAGGCACGGCGUCCGCGUGGUGAACACCAUCCGGUAUCGCCGGUUGCGCGACACCAAUUCGCAGGAAUUCCUCAAAACCAAGAGCGAAAUGUCGGCGUUGCAGGAUUUCUUGGUGUGGCUGGAGGGCCUCAAAGCCGAAGGCACCGACGGGAUCGUUUUGGUCUAUCACGAGCUGCGAAAAGCUUCGCCCGGUAUGCUGUUGGAGUCGCUCCGGAGGAACCUGUUGCUCGAACGGUUUUCGAAGGUGGUGAAAGGCUUCGCGAACGGCUUCAAUGUUGCUAAAGCGAAAUGCGCGAACGCGACGAAAUCCUGCAGCCUACGAGCGAUGACGAAUCUCCUGCUCGACAGACACCCGGAGCACUUUUACAGCGCUGCCGAAAGGGCGAGGGCCACGUUGGACAUAUCGGCCCAUUUGGCGCAAAGCGAACUGACCGAAUUGACCAACGAAGGCUCCGAGAAGGGCUACACGGGCGAGGAAUCGCAUUUUGUCGAAAUGGUGCGACCGUACGCGAAUUCGAUCGAGGCCGAAGAGGAGGAGAUUGCGCUGUUUAAGCUGUUGCUCGAACGACAGAACACUUUCAGGCCGGUGUUUGGGGCGCUGUUGAGGGCCAGCAGGGCCGAACGGCAGCACGCCAGCCACUUGAGGCGAUUGUUGGCUGAAAAUAAUAUCAAUUUCGAUCGAUUGAAGGAGGCUUACGGGUCCAGUGCCAAGGAGGGAUUGGAGAAAGUCAUCAAAAACGAGGUGGCGAACGCCAACGAGAAGGAGUUCGAGGACCUGUUGGAGAUAUUGGAUUGUUUCUUCGAUCCUGAGAAGAAGGCAGUUCAACCGAAGCCGAUGCAACAGCGAUCGCCUUACAGACGAAGGAACAAUCAAUUUAGAAGGAACAAAAGUUCGGCGUCGGAGUCGCGGAGUCCGACGAAUACCAACGAGAAUCCGACGGGGAGCGACGAGACGUCGCCCCGUAGCGAUUCGGAGAAGGUGAAGGAGGUGGAGGCGGUGGAGGCGGCGACGACGCCGACGCCCGUCGCUGCUCAAUGAGUGCCUUGAAUAGCGUGUGGUGGAGAUUUUUCCAGGAUGAAGAUUAAUUUUUUUUGGUUCGAUUAUUUUGCUGCAUCAGUGAAGAUUUUUCUUUCUAAACGUAAAAAAAAUUGGUACCUUUUUGUUGUUGUUAAUAGUUAUUUGACAAUG